AUGGAGCGCGGCGGCCGGGGCUGGGCGCCGCGGACUUUCCUCCUGGCCGUGGUGCUGGGGGCGACGCUGAGGGCGCGCACCACGGCGGGCUACUAUCCCCGCUUCUCGCCCUUCUUUUUCCUGUGCACCCACCACGGGGAGCUGGAAGGGGAUGGGGAGCAGGGCGAGGUGCUCAUUUCCCUGCACAUUGCGGGCAACCCCACCUUCUACGUACCGGGACAGGAAUACCAUGUGACAAUUUCAACAAGCACCUUCUUUGAUGGCCUGCUGGUGACAGGACUGUAUACCUCUACAAGUGUUCAGUCUUCACAGAGCAUUGGAGGUUCCAAUGCUUUUGGAUUUGGGAUCAUGUCUGAGCACCAGUUUGGUAACCAGUUUAUGUGCAGUGUGGUGGCCUCUCAUGUGAGUCAUCUGCCUACCACCAACCUCAGUUUUGUCUGGAUUGCCCCACCUGCUGGCACAGGCUGUGUGAAUUUCAUGGCUACAGCUACACAUAGAGGCCAGGUUAUUUUCAAAGAUGCAUUAGCCCAGCAGUUGUGUGAACAAGGAGCUCCAACAGAGGCCAGUACACAUCCACAUCUAGCUGAAAUACAUAGCGACAGUAUUAUCCUACGAGAUGACUUUGACUCCUACCCACAACUGGAAUUAAAUCCAAAUAUCUGGGUUGAAUGUAACAACUGUGAGACUGGAGAGCAGUGUGGUACAAUUAUGCAUGGCAAUGCUGUCACCUUCUGUGAGCCAUAUGGUCCCCGAGAAUUGACUACCACAAGCCUAAAUACAACAACAGCUUCUGUCCUCCAGUUUUCCAUUGGGUCAGGCUCCUGUCGGUUUAGUUACUCUGACCCCAGCAUCAUCGUGUCAUAUGCCAAGAAUAAUACUGCAGACUGGUUUCAGCUUGAGAAAAUUAGAGCCCCUUCCAAUGUGAGCACAAUCAUCCAUAUUCUUUACCUUCCUGAAGAUGCCAAAGGAGAAAACAUUCAGUUUCAGUGGAAGCAGGAAAACCUUCAUGUAGGUGAAGUGUAUGAAGCCUGCUGGGCAUUGGAUAACAUCCUGGUCAUCAAUUCAGCCCACAGACAAGUGGUUUUAGAAGAUAGUCUGGAUCCAGUGGACACUGGAAACUGGCUUUUCUUCCCGGGAGCCACAGUCAAGCAUAGCUGUCAGUCAGAUGGGAAUUCCAUUUAUUUCCAUGGAAAUGAAGGCAGUGAGUUCAAUUUUGCUACCACCCGGGAUGUAGAUCUUUCUACAGAGGAUAUUCAAGAGCAAUGGUCAGAAGAAUUUGAGAGCCAUCCUACAGGAUGGGAUGUCUUUGGAGCUGUCAUUGGUACGGAAUGUGGAACUAUAGAAUCGGGUUUAUCAAUGGUCUUCCUCAAAGAUGGAGAGAGAAAAUUAUGUACUCCCUACAUGGACACUACUGGCUACGGAAACUUGAGGUUUUACUUUGUCAUGGGAGGAAUUUGUGACCCUGGAGACUCUCAUGAAAAUGAUAUAAUCUUGUAUGCAAAGAUAGAAGGAAGAAAAGAGCACAUCACACUGGAUAAUCUUUCCUAUUCCUCUUAUAAGGUUCCAUCUUUGGUUUCUGUGGUCAUCAAUCCUGAACUUCAGACUCCUGCUACCAAGUUUUGUCUCAGACAAAAGAACCAUCAAGGACAUAAUAAGAAUGUCUGGGCUGUAGACUUUUUCCAUGUCUUGCCUGUUCUCCCAUCUACCCUAUCUCACAUGAUACAGUUUUCUAUUAAUCUUGGAUGUGGAACUCAUCAGCCUGGUAACAGUGUCAGCUUAGAGUUUUCUACUAACCAUGGGCGCACCUGGUCCCUCCUCCACACCGAGUGCUUGCCUGAGGUCUGUGCAGGCCCCCACCUACCCCACAGCACCGUUUACUCCUCGGAAAACUACAGUGGGUGGAACCGAAUAACCAUCCCCCUCCCUAACGCAGCAUUAACCCAAGACACCAGGAUUCGCUGGAGACAAACAGGACCAAUCCUUGGAAACAUGUGGGCAAUUGAUAAUGUGUAUAUUGGUCCAUCAUGUCUCAAGUUCUGUUCUGGCAGAGGACAGUGCACUCGGCAUGGCUGCAAAUGUGACCCUGGAUUUUCUGGACCAGCAUGUGAGAUGGCAUCCCAAACAUUCCCCAUGUUCAUUUCUGAAAGCUUUGGCAGUUCCAGACUCUCCUCUUACCAUAACUUUUACUCUAUCCGUGGUGCUGAAGUCAGCUUUGGUUGUGGUGUCUUAGCCAGUGGUAAGGCCCUCGUUUUCAACAAAGAUGGAAGGCGUCAGCUGAUUACAUCUUUCCUGGACAGCUCACAAUCCAGGUUUCUCCAGUUCACACUGAGGCUGGGGAGCAAGUCUGUUCUGAGCACAUGCAAAGCCCCUGACCAGCCUGGUGAAGGAGUUUUAUUGCAUUAUUCUUACGAUAAUGGGGUUACUUGGAAACUGCUGGAACACUAUUCAUAUCUCAACUAUCAUGAACCAAGAAUAAUCUCAGUAGAGUUACCAGAUGAUGCAAGACAGUUUGGAAUUCAGUUCAGAUGGUGGCAGCCAUAUCAUUCCUCCCAAGGAGAAGAUGUGUGGGCGGUUGAUGAGAUUAUCAUGACAUCUGUUCUGUUCAACAGCAUAAGUCUUGACUUUUCCAAUCUUGUGGAGGUCACUCAAUCUCUAGGGUUCUACCUUGGAAAUGUUCAGCCAUACUGCGGCCACGACUGGACUCUGUGUUUUACAGGUGAUUCUAAACUUGCCUCUAGUAUGCGCUAUGUGGAAACACAGUCCAUGCAAAUUGGAGCAUCUUAUAUGAUUCAGUUCAGCCUGGUGAUGGGGUGUGGCCAGAAAUACACUCCACAUAUGGAUAACCAGGUGAAGUUGGAGUACUCAACCAAUCAUGGCCUAACCUGGCACCUUGUCCAAGAAGAAUGCCUUCCAAGUAUGCCGAGUUGUCAAGAAUUUACAUCAGCAAGCAUUUACCAUGCAAGCGAGUUCACACAGUGGAGGAGAGUCAUAGUACUUCUUCCUCAGAAAACCUGGUCAAGUGCCACUCGCUUCCGCUGGAGUCAGAGCUAUUACACAGCCCAGGACGAGUGGGCUUUAGACAGCAUUUACAUUGGGCAGCAGUGCCCCAACAUGUGCAGUGGGCAUGGCUCAUGUGACCACGGCAUGUGCAGGUGUGACCAGGGCUACCAAGGCACUGAAUGCCAUCCAGACACUAUGCUUCCCUCCACAAUUAUGUCGGAUUUUGAGAACCAGAAUGGAUGGGAGUCUGACUGGCAAGAAGUAAUUGGGGGAGAAAUUGUAAAACCAGAACAAGGAUGUGGGGUCAUCUCUUCUGGAUCAUCUCUAUACUUCAGUAAGGCCGGGAAAAGACAGUUGGUGAGCUGGGAUCUGGAUACUUCUUGGGUGGACUUUGUCCAGUUCUACAUCCAGAUUGGUGGAGAGAGUGCUGCAUGCAACAAGCCCGACAGCCGAGAGGAGGGCGUCCUCCUUCAGUACAGCAACAACGGGGGCAUCCAAUGGCACCUGCUAGCUGAGAUGUACUUCUCAGACUUUAGCCGGCCCAGAUUUGUUUAUCUGGAGCUUCCAGCAGCUGCUAAGACCCAUUGCACUCGGUUCCGCUGGUGGCAGCCUGUGUUCUCCGGGGAAGACUAUGACCAGUGGGCCAUCGAUGAUGUCAUCAUUUUGUCUGAGAAGCAGAAACAGGUCAUCCCAGUUGUCAACCCAACCUUACCCCAGAACUUCUAUGAGAAACCAGCUUUCGAUUACCCUAUGAAUCAAAUGAGUGUGUGGUUGAUGCUGGCUAAUGAAGGGAUGGUUAAAAAUGAAACAUUCUGUGCUGCCACACCAUCAGCCAUGGUAUUUGGAAAGUCAGAUGGAGACCGAUUUGCAGUAACUCGAGAUUUGACCCUUAAGCCUGGCUAUGUGCUUCAGUUCAAGCUGAACAUAGGGUGUGCCAGUCAAUUCAGCAACACUGCCCCAGUCCUCCUUCAGUAUUCACACGAUGCUGGAAUGUCCUGGUUUCUGGUGAAAGAAGGCUGUUUCCCAGCUUCUGCUGGCAAAGGAUGUGAAGGGAGUUCCAGAGAACUGAGCGAGCCCACCAUGUAUCACACAGGAGACUUUGAGGAAUGGACAAGAAUUACCAUCGUUAUCCCAAGGUCUCUUGCAUCCAGCAAAACCAGAUUCCGGUGGAUCCAGGAGAGCAGCUCACAGAAGAAUGUGCCUCCGUUCGCUCUGGAUGGGGUGUACAUCUCUGAGCCUUGCCCCAACUACUGCAGUGGCCAUGGGGACUGUAUUUCAGGCGUGUGUUUCUGUGACCUGGGGUAUACUGCUGCACAAGGAACAUGUGCAUCCAGUGUCCCUAAUCACAGUGAGAUGUUUGAUAGAUUUGAAGGGAAGCUCAGCCCUCUUUGGUACAAGAUAACUGGUGGCCAGGUUGGCACUGGCUGUGGAACUCUGAAUGAUGGCAAGUCCCUUUACUUCAAUGGGCCUGGGAAAAGGGAAGCGAGGACUGUCCCUCUGGAUACCAGGAACAUUAGACUCGUUCAGUUUUAUAUACAAAUUGGAAGCAAAACUUCAGGUAUUACCUGCAUCAAACCCAGAGCUAGAAAUGAAGGGCUUGUUGUUCAAUAUUCAAAUGACAAUGGGAUACUCUGGCAUUUGCUUCGAGAGCUGGACUUCAUGUCAUUUCUGGAGCCACAGAUCAUUUCUAUUGACCUACCCCGGGAAGCAAAGACACCAGCUACAGCUUUCCGAUGGUGGCAACCACAACAUGGGAAGCAUUCGGCCCAGUGGGCUUUGGAUGAUGUUCUUAUAGGAAUGAAUGACAGCUCUCAAACUGGAUUUCAGGACAAAUUUGAUGGCUCCAUAGAUUUGCAAGCCAACUGGUAUCGAAUACAAGGAGGUCAAGUUGAUAUUGACUGUCUCUCUAUGGAUACUGCUCUAAUAUUCACUGAAAACAUAGGAAAACCUCGUUAUGCGGAGACUUGGGAUUUUCACGUGUCAGCAUCUACCUUCUUACAGUUUGAAAUGAGCAUGGGCUGUAGCAAGCCCUUCAGCGAGGCCCACAGUGUGCAGCUUCAGUAUUCUCUGAACAAUGGCAAGGACUGGCAUCUUGUCACAGAAGAGUGUACUCCUCCAACCAUUGGCUGUCUGCACUUUACAGAAAGUUCAAUUUACACCUCAGAAAGAUUCCAGAAUUGGAAGAGGAUCACUGUCUACCUUCCAUUCUCUACCAAUUCUCCCAGGACCCGGUUCAGAUGGAUCCAAGCCAACUACACUGUGGGAGCUGAUUCCUGGGCUAUUGAUAAUGUUGUCCUGGCCUCAGGCUGCCCUUGGAUGUGCUCCGGACGAGGGAUCUGUGAUGCUGGACGCUGUGUGUGUGACCGGGGCUUUGGUGGCCCCUACUGUGUUCCUGUUGUUCCACUCCCCUCCAUUCUGAAAGAUGAUUUCAAUGGGAAUUUACAUCCUGACCUUUGGCCUGAAGUAUAUGGCUCAGAGAGGGUAAAUCUGAAUGGUGAAACCAUCAAAUCUGGAACAUCACUCAUUUUUAAAGGGGAAGGACUGAGAAUGCUUAUUUCAAGAGACCUAGAUUGUACUAAUACUAUGUAUGUCCAGUUUUCACUUAGAUUUAUAGCAAAAGGUACCCCGGAGAGGUCCCAUUCUAUCCUCUUGCAAUUCUCUGUUAAUGGAGGAAUCAUUUGGCACCUGAUGGAUGAGUUUUACUUCCCUCAAACAACCAACAUACUUUUUAUUAAUGUCCCCUUGCCGUACAGUGCCCAAACCAAUGCUACAAGGUUCCGGCUCUGGCAACCUUACAAUAAUGGUAAGAAAGAAGAAAUCUGGAUUGUUGAUGACUUCAUUAUUGAUGGAAAUAAUCUGAACAACCCUGUGAUACUUCUGGACACAUUUGACUUUGGGCCCAGAGAAGACAACUGGUUUUUCUAUCCAGGUGGUAACAUCGGUCUUUAUUGCCCAUAUUCUUCCAAAGGAGCACCGGAGGAAGAUUCAGCAAUGGUAUUUGUUUCUAAUGAAAUUGGAGAACAUUCCAUUACUACCCGGGACCUGAAUGUAAAUGAGCACACCAUCAUACAGUUUGAGAUCAAUAUUGGAUGCUCCACUGAUAGCUCAUCUGCUGAUCCGGUCAGACUGGAAUUUUCAAGGGACUUUGGGGCCACCUGGCACCUGCUGCUCCCCCUCUGCUACCACAGCAGCAGCCACAUCAGCUCAUUAUGCUCCACUGAGCACCACCCCAGCAGCACCUACUAUGCAGGGACCACCCAGGGCUGGAGGAGGGAGGUCGUGCACUUCGGGAGGCUUCAUCUUUGCGGCUCUGUGCGUUUCAGAUGGUACCAGGGCUUUUACCCUGUUGGCUCUCAGCCAGUCACAUGGGCCAUUGAUAAUGUCUACAUUGGUCCCCAAUGUGAAGAGAUGUGUAACGGACAUGGGAGCUGCAUCAAUGGUACCAAGUGUAUAUGUGAUCCUGGAUACUCAGGUCCAACCUGUAAAAUAAGCACCAAAAAUCCUGAUUUCCUCAAAGAUGAUUUUGAAGGUCAACUGGAAUCUGAUAGAUUCUUAUUAAUGAGUGGUGGAAAGCCAUCUAGGAAAUGUGGAAUCCUUUCCAGCGGAAACAACCUCUUUUUCAAUGAAGAUGGCUUACGAAUGUUGAUGACACGAGACCUGGAUUUAUCACAUGCUAGAUUUGUGCAGUUCUUCAUGAGACUGGGAUGUGGUAAAGGUGUUCCAGACCCCAGAAGCCAGCCUGUGCUUCUGCAAUACUCUCUAAACGGUGGUCUCUCCUGGAGUCUACUUCAAGAGUUCCUCUUCAGCAACUCCAGCAACGUGGGCAGGUACAUUGCCCUGGAGAUACCUUUGAAAGCCCGAUCUGGUUCUACUCGCCUGCGCUGGUGGCAGCCAUCUGAAAAUGGGCACUUCUACAGCCCUUGGGUUAUUGAUCAGAUUCUCAUUGGAGGAAAUAUUACUGACAAUACAGUAUUGGAAGAUGAUUUUACAACUUUGGAUAGUAAGAAAUGGCUGCUUCACCCAGGAGGCACCAAAAUGCCUGUGUGUGGCUCCACUGGUGAUGCUCUGGUCUUCAUUGAAAAGGCUAGCACCCGUUAUGUGGUCACCACAGACAUUGCUGUGAAUGAGGACUCCUUCCUACAGAUCGACUUUGCUGCCUCCUGCUCAGUCACUGACUCUUGCUAUGCUAUUGAAUUGGAAUACUCAGUGGAUCUGGGACUGUCGUGGCACCCGUUGGUGAGGGACUGUCUGCCCACCAAUGUUGAAUGCAGUAGCUACCACCUCCAGCGGAUCCUGGUGUCAGAUACUUUCAACAAGUGGACCAGAAUUACUCUGCCUCUCCCUCCUUAUACCAGGUCCCAAGCUACUCGUUUCCGCUGGCAUCAACCAGCUCCUUUUGACAAGCAGCAGACGUGGGCAAUAGAUAAUGUCUACAUCGGGGAUGGCUGCAUAGACAUGUGCAGUGGCCACGGGAGGUGCACCCAAGGAAGUUGUGUCUGUGAUGAGCAGUGGGGUGGCCUGUACUGCGAUGAGCCUCAGACCUCCCUUCCAACCCAACUUAAAGACAACUUCAAUCGAGCACCCUCAAACCAGAACUGGCUGACUGUGAAUGGCGGGAAACUGAGUACUGUGUGCGGAGCUGUGGCUUCGGGACUGGCUCUCCAUUUCAGUGGGGGUUGCAGUCGAUUGUUAGUCACUGUGGAUCUAAACCUCACGAGUGCUGAGUUUAUCCAAUUCUACUUCAUGUAUGGAUGCUUGAUUACACCAAACAACCGCAACCAAGGCGUCCUCUUGGAAUAUUCUGUCAAUGGAGGCAUCACCUGGAACUUGCUAAUGGAAAUUUUCUAUGAUCAGUAUAGUAAACCUGGAUUUGUCAAUAUUCUUCUCCCUCCUGAUGCUAAAGACACUGCUACUCGUUUUCGCUGGUGGCAGCCAAAGCAUGAAGGCCUAGACCAGAAUGACUGGGCCAUCGACAACGUCCUCAUCGCAGGCUCUGCAGACCAGAGGACUGUCAUGCUGGAUACGUUCAGCAGUGCCCCAGUGCCCCAGCACGAGCGCUCCCCUGCAGACGCAGGCCCAGUUGGGAGAAUUGCUUUUGACAUGUUUAUGGAGGACAAAACUUCAGUGAAUGAACACUGGCUGUUCCACGAUGACUGUACAGUGGAGAGAUUCUGCGAAUCUCCUGAUGGCGUCAUGAUCUGUGGCAGCCAUGAUGGACGAGAGGUGUAUGCAGUCACCCACGACCUGACCCCCACUGAGGGCUGGAUUAUGCAGUUCAAGAUCUCCGUGGGAUGCAAAGUGUCUGAAAAAAUUGCCCAGAAUCAAAUCCACGUGCAGUAUUCUACUGACUUUGGCGUGAGCUGGAAUUAUCUGGUCCCUCAGUGCUUGCCUGCUGACCCAAAAUGCUCUGGAACUGUUUCUCAGCCAUCUGUAUUCUUCCCAACUAAAGGGUGGAAAAGGAUCACCUACCCGCUCCCUGAAAGCUUAGUGGGAAAUCCAGUGAGAUUCAGGUUCUAUCAGAAGUACUCAGACAUGCAGUGGGCAAUUGAUAAUUUCUACCUGGGCCCCGGAUGCUUGGAUGACUGCCGAGGCCAUGGAGAUUGCUUAAAGGAACGGUGCAUCUGUGAUCCUGGAUACUCUGGGCCAAACUGCUACUUGACUCACACUCUAAAGACUUUCCUGAAGGAGCGUUUUGACAGUGAAGAAAUCAAGCCAGACUUGUGGAUGUCCUUAGAAGGUGGAAGUACUUGUACUGAGUGUGGAAUUCUUGCUGAGGACACUGCACUCUACUUUGGAGGAUCCACUGUGAGACAAGCUAUUACUCAAGACUUGGAUCUCAGAGGGGCAAAAUUCCUGCAAUACUGGGGACGCAUUGGCAGUGAAAACAACAUGACCACUUGCCAUCGGCCUAUCUGCCGGAAGGAAGGCGUGCUGCUGGACUACUCUACCAAUGGAGGAAUCACUUGGACUUUGCUUCAUGAGAUGGAUUUCCAGAAAUACAUUUCUGUUCGACAUGAUUACAUCCUGCUUCCUGAGGAUGCUCUCACCAACACAACUCGACUUCGUUGGUGGCAGCCUUUUGUGAUCAGCAAUGGGAUUGUGGUCUCUGGGGUAGAGCGGGCUCAGUGGGCACUAGACAACAUUCUGAUUGGUGGAGCAGAAAUCAAUCCUAGCCAAUUGGUGGAUACUUUUGAUGAUGAGGGCACUUCUCAUGAAGAAAACUGGAGUUUUUACCCCAAUGCAGUAAGGACAGCAGGGUUCUGUGGCAAUCCAUCCUUCCACCUCUACUGGCCAAAUAAAAAGAAGGACAAGACUCACAAUGCUCUCUCCUCCCGAGAACUCAUUAUACAGCCCGGAUACAUGAUGCAGUUCAAAAUUGUGGUGGGCUGUGAAGCCACUUCUUGUGGCGACCUUCAUUCUGUAAUGUUGGAAUACACUAAGGAUGCAAGGUCUGAUUCUUGGCAGCUUGUUCAGACCCAAUGCCUUCCUUCCUCCUCGAACAGCAUUGGCUGCUCCCCUUUCCAGUUCCAUGAAGCCACAAUCUACAAUGCUGUGAACAGCUCAAGCUGGAAGAGGAUCACCAUCCAGUUGCCUGAUCACGUCUCCUCCAGUGCAACACAGUUCCGUUGGAUCCAGAAAGGAGAAGAAACUGAGAAGCAAAGCUGGGCCAUCGACCAUGUGUAUAUUGGAGAGGCUUGCCCCAAGCUCUGCAGUGGGCAUGGGUACUGUACCACCGGAGCAGUCUGUAUCUGCGAUGAGAGCUUCCAAGGUGACGAUUGCUCUGUUUUCAGUCAUGAUCUUCCUAGUUAUAUUAAAGAUAAUUUCGAGUCAGCAAGAGUCACUGAGGCAAACUGGGAGACCAUUCAAGGUGGAGCAAUAGGCAGUGGCUGUGGGCAGCUGGCACCCUAUGCUCAUGGAGACUCUCUCUAUUUUAAUGGCUGUCAGAUAAGGCAAGCUGCUACCAAACCACUGGACCUCACUCGAGCAAGCAAAAUUAUGUUUGUUUUGCAAAUUGGGAGCACAUCUCAGACAGACAGCUGCAACAGUGACCUGAGUGGCCCUCACGCUGUGGACAAGGCGGUGCUGUUACAAUAUAGCGUUAACAAUGGCAUCACCUGGCACGUCAUCGCCCAGCAUCAGCCUAAGGACUUCACGCAAGCUCAGAGGGUGUCUUACAAUGUCCCCCUGGAGGCUCGGAUGAAAGGAGUUCUGCUGCGCUGGUGGCAACCCCGCCACAAUGGAACAGGUCAUGAUCAGUGGGCUUUGGACCAUGUGGAGGUCGUCCUCACUCGCAAACAAAAUUACAUGAUGAAUUUUUCACGGCAACACGGGCUCAGACACUUCUACAACAGAAGACGAAGGUCACUUAGGCGAUACCCAUGAAGAAUCUAAGCUGAUUUUUCUUUGCUUCCAAUCUGUGACGUGUUGCUUUCCCUUCUUUUAAACCUUUCACUGCAUCUAAUAUCAGGAAGUAUCUGUGAAGGACUUGAUGGCGAACAGAAAGCCCUUCUCCGGAGCAAGUGUAUACCACUUCCCCACACUGUGAACCAAUGGCAAGUGACUUAUUCGCUCAUGAGUAAAUGUCUUCAUGUUGAUGUGUCCGUGAAAAUUGUGAUCUGUUGUAAUCAGUUACAGUGACAGUAUUAAGAAUAAGAAAAUAGUUUAAUGGGG
Molecule: messenger RNA, 10671 nt
Organism: Perognathus longimembris pacificus (Pacific pocket mouse)
Lineage: Eukaryota; Metazoa; Chordata; Mammalia; Rodentia; Heteromyidae
Gene: Reln
Product: reelin
Exons: 64
Coding region: 1-10383 (3460 amino acids)
Biological process (GO): neuron migration; central nervous system development
Molecular function (GO): lipoprotein particle receptor binding
Source: RefSeq, a predicted model, not a curated record